AUGGGUGUGAAAGAGGAAAUGCCAGAGGCAUUGUUGGUCCAGGGCGCUGGCCAACCGACACCAGACGUCGAAAUGCACUCACUGAAGUCAUCAAAGAGCAACAACGGCCAGCAUCCAGACUCUGUCAACCAAGACGCCGCCACUGGCACUGCGAGCCAAUCAAUCCCGCCAACAGACACCGAGAACCCAACCGACUCACCAUCCCGAAAUGUCUCCAGAGCAAAAGGCGUCACAGUCAUCAUCACCCUCGCUGGCGUCAACUUCCUCAACACCAUGGGCUCCGGCCUCCUCAUUGCCGGCCUCCCGCGAAUCGCCUCGGACGUCGGGCUCUCCGACGGUCUCUCCCUCUGGCCUGCCGCCGUGUACUCCCUCGCAGCAGGAUGUCUCCUGCUCAUAUUCGGUGCCGUCGCCGACGUCGUGGGUGCGAAGCCCAUGUGGUUGACGGGCAGCUUUCUCUUCGCCGUGUUCACGGUGGCCGUCGGCCUCGCCAAGACCGGUAUUCAGCUCAUUCUCUUUCGCACGGUCCUGGGUAUCUCGAUAUCCAUGUGUCUCCCGACGGCCAUGAGCUUCAUCACCAGAACCUUUCCCAAGGGCAACUGGCGCAACGUUGCCUUCUCGAUGAACGGCAUUGGCUUUCCGCUAGGCUAUGCUCUUGGGCUUGUAAUGGGUGGCAUCUUCGUAGACACGAUUGGCUGGCGCUGGGGUUACUACCUCAUGGCCAUGAUCAAUCUUUGUCUGUCGACAGCAGCGAUCUGGUCUCUCCCAUCCGUCCAUCAGACUUCGGAGAAGAAAUGGAAUCGCCGCUUGUCUGAAGACAUCGACUGGAUUGGAGCCAUCAUCGUCAGCGUCGCGCUCGGGCUGCUGUUGUACGUGUUGGCCAUGACGACGUCUUCCUACACCAAGUUAGGCGAUGCGUCCAACAUUGCUCUUCUGAUCGUCGCAGUGGUCCUGCUGGCCUCCUUUCCGAUUUGGAUGGAAUUUCAAGUCAAGAGGAACCGCCCUGCGCUGAUACCUAACCGUCUCUGGCGGAACGCUUCCUUUACUUCGAUCUGUGUGUCCAUCUUUCUCAGCUGGGCCGCCCUCAACUCGAUUCAGUACUUCAUCAUGUUGUUUUUCCAAGAGGUUCAGCACGUGUCCGCCUUGCAGAGCUCCCUCCGGUUCCUGCCUCACAUCGUCAUGGGCACCGCAGUGAACGUAGCAUGCGCCUGGCUCGUUUCCCGAGUCAAAGUCCAAACUCUAGCCGGCGUCUCGGCUCUCAUCACCAUCGCCGCGCCCCUCGUCAUGGCGACGGUCGACAUCAGCGGUUACUACUGGUACGCCCCGUUCUGGGCUCUAGCCCUAUCGCCAGUGAGCGCAGACGCCCUCUUCACCGUCUCGAACCUCAUCAUUUCCGACGCCUUCCCGGCAGACCUCCAGUCCCUCGCCGGCGGCGUCUUCGCCGAGGUCGGCCAGAUCGGCAACGCGGUGGGCCUGGCCGUGACGGCGGCCAUCGCGUCCUCCGUGACGGAGCACUCGGGCGCCGACGAGCCCAGGGAGGCGCGCAUGGCGGGUUACCGCGCCGCUUUCUGGACCAUCUUCGCCGCGACGGUCGCCGUCGUCGUCAUUGCGUUUUGGGGUCUCAGGAAGGGCGGCACGGUUGGGAAGAAGGACGACUAA
This is a messenger RNA of Colletotrichum karsti, 1656 nucleotides long. RefSeq lists its product as uncharacterized. Gene Ontology annotation, cellular component: membrane. Bases 1 to 1656 code for a protein of 551 amino acids. Gene Ontology annotation, molecular function: transmembrane transporter activity. The transcript has 5 exons. Gene Ontology annotation, biological process: transmembrane transport. The record is from RefSeq and is a predicted model, not a curated record. Lineage: Eukaryota; Fungi; Ascomycota; Sordariomycetes; Glomerellales; Glomerellaceae.